CUUAUUUUUAAAUAUGGAUAAAGAUAAGGUACCAUUCCAAAGCAAGAUAAGUAAGAAGUGAGAAAAGCAAAUUAAAGAAAAAAAAAAACAAAAAACAAAAAGAGAAAAAAUGGUGAUUGAAGGAGCAGGUGUAACAGCAGCCAUGGUUACAGUUCAAAUCCUGGAAGUUGGUGGUGACACACUAAUGAAAUCAGCAACUAAAGAUGGAAUGAGUAGUUUCAUUUUCACUGUUUACUCAAACCUUCUUGCUCUAUGUUUCCUUCUACCAUCCACUCUUUUCUACCAUAGAAAAAGAGCUCCUCCUCCAAUUUCAACAUCAAUUUUCUGCAGAAUGGUUCUUCUUAGUUGCAUCCAAGCUUCAGUGCAGAUUUUGAUGAACACUGGAAUUAGAUAUAGCUCUCCCACUUUGUCAUCAGCUAUGGUUGAUCUUGUCCCUGCUUUUACCUUCAUACUUGCUUUGAUUUCAAGGAUGGAAAUUCUAAAUUUGAAACAACAUAGUAGUCAGGCAAAAGUUAUUGGUACAAUGACCUGCAUUGCAGGAGCAUUAAUUGUGACAUUAUAUAAAGGGAUGCCAUUGAUUAGUGAUUCUUUUCAAAAUAUAAAAAUGGGAGCAAGUGGACUUAACAUCUCAGAAAAAUCAGAUUGGAUAGUUGGGGCUUUUCUUCUUGCAACCGCUAGCUUUUGCCUUUCACUUUUACAUAUAGUCGAGAAUUGGAUUAUCAAGGAAUAUCAAGAAGCGCUAGUGGUAACAACUAUUUGUUGUUUUUUUGUGGCAAUCCUAUCUUCCAUUGUAGCUUUCAUUGCGGAGGGUAUUUCAAAAGCUUGGAUACUCAAACUUCAUAAGGAGUUCAUAUCUGUCUCUUACUCAGCAAUACUUGUGGUGUCAACGAGGAAUUUUGUAACCAUAUGGGCAUGUCGUAAGAAAGGACCAAUAUACGUAGCUAUAUUCAAACCAUUAAGAGUUGUUGUUGCACUUGGCAUGGGAGUAUUAUUUCUUGGAGACAAUCUUUAUCUUGGAAGCAUGAUUGGAGCUGCUAUUAUAAUUAUUGGAUUUUAUGGUGUAAUGUGGGCACUUGCUCAAGAGAAACAAAUGACAAGUGAAAGUAAUAUUUUUCCAUCUUCUUCCACGCCUCUUAUGUCCAACAAAAGCAUGGAUAACUAGACAAUUCUGAUUUUGGAAUAUGAUAGGAUAUACCUUGUAUUGACGAAAUUUAUGUUAAGAAAAAAACACAUGUAAAAAAAAUUAGGUUAAAUAUAUGCUAAGAUAUUUGUAAUAAAUUAGUAUUUUAAAUUUCUUUUAUAAUAUUUAAUCUUUCUAUUCUCCAAAAAUUUGCAUGUCGUUAUUUUAACCUCUUUUCAUUUCAAGAAAAGAAUUUUGAUGUUAGUUAAAGAUCUGAAGUGACACACAUUCAGGAGAUGUAUGUCUUAAAAUUUCAAGUGUUGGAACAAUGUGUUUGUUUUCAGCACCGUUACUGAUCGCGACUUUGCGUGUCUAUUAGUCGGGAUAACUGCAAGUGCACAGUCGUGUCGUGUAGUUUUAAAAGAUAUCGAAUCCACAGAGACUAUAAAUCGACCUACCGCUAUCUAAAGUUACUAUGUAAAGCUAAGGCUAAUGAUAUUUGGGUUUUU
Molecule: messenger RNA, 1629 nt
Organism: Vicia villosa (hairy vetch)
Lineage: Eukaryota; Viridiplantae; Streptophyta; Magnoliopsida; Fabales; Fabaceae
Product: WAT1-related protein At3g28050-like
Exons: 6
Coding region: 110-1162 (350 amino acids)
Cellular component (GO): plasma membrane
Molecular function (GO): transmembrane transporter activity
Source: RefSeq, a predicted model, not a curated record